AUGAGUACUACCACCGCCACAUCAGAUGCCGCCAAGGAGUUCACCGUGACGAUAGUCGGCGGUGGAAUCGGUGGACUCGCUCUCGCAGUUGGUCUGCUGCGGCGCAAAGUCCCCGUUCAGAUCUACGAGGCAGCCAGCGCAUUUUCAGAGAUCGGAUUGGGCCUGUCCAUUGGUCCAGCCGCUCACCGCGCCAUGCCCCUGAUUGAUCCGCAGAUUCGGGAGAUCUACGACGCUCUGGUGACCACGCACGCAGAUAGUCCUGGAUAUGAGGAGUAUCGUCAGACCUGGUUUGAAAUUGUCUGGGCGAGUGGCGGCCAGGAAGGCGAGGUAUUGACCAAUCUGAAAGCCUUACCCUCGGGACAGACGACACUCCGACGAGCUCAAUUCCUGGAUGCGCUCGUGGGCUUGAUUCCCACGGAGAUUGUGCAUUUCGGGAAACGGCUGGAUCAUUAUUUGGAGACAGAUCGGGGAGCUCAACUGGUCUUUGAUGAUGGAUCGUCUGUCCAGGCCGAUGUGGUUGUGGGAUGUGAUGGGAUCAAAUCUCGAGUCAAGGAAUCCAUGUUGCCCGAGGAGUCGGGACACACGCAACCGCGGUACAGUGGAAUGUACUGCUACCGUGCUGUGUUGGAUAUGGAGACGAUGGUUGAAGCGGUCGGCGAUCACCGUGCCAGAGUGUCGACUAUCUACAUCGGUGAUGGAGCCUAUGGGAUCUCAUAUCCAAUCAUGAGAGCGCACAAGGUCAACGUGGGCAUUUAUGUACUGAGCGAGGGUUGGGACCAUGAGACAUGGGUGAAGCCGGUGACUAAAGAGAUAAUGCGCCAGGAUACGAACAAUAUGGGCCGAUACGUGCGGUCGUUGAUUGAGCACAUGCCCGAUGCCUCCCAAUGGGCGCUUUUUGACAAUCCCCCCAUUUCCACAUUUUGUCGCUCCCACGUCGCCAUCUUAGGAGACGCCGCCCAUGCAUCCACGCCUCAUCAGGGCGCCGGGGCCGGGCAGGCCAUUGAAGAUGCGCACGUCCUGGCUGAGCUUCUGAGCGAUGAUCGCGUGCGGACCAGUCGAGAUGUGAUCGCUGCUUUCCAAGCCUACGACGAGGUCCGUCGUCCCCGCACUCAAGAAGUUGUGAGCAGCAGUAAAACGGGUGCCGAUCUCUUGUGCUUGUGUCUGGACGGCGUGGGGAAUGACGCGGAAAAGCUCAGAGAAGCAUUUCAAUCGCGAUUUCGCUGGCUGUGGGAUUUGGAUAUUCCCGAGCAAGCCGAGCGGGCCAGGCGAAUGAUGUAUAGUCAUUUAGAAGCAUUAGUGGAGAGGUGA
This is a messenger RNA of Penicillium oxalicum, 1308 nucleotides long. RefSeq lists its product as uncharacterized. Gene Ontology annotation, molecular function: FAD binding. The transcript has 2 exons. Lineage: Eukaryota; Fungi; Ascomycota; Eurotiomycetes; Eurotiales; Aspergillaceae. Gene Ontology annotation, biological process: secondary metabolite biosynthetic process. The record is from RefSeq and is a predicted model, not a curated record. The coding region runs from base 1 to 1308 and encodes 435 amino acids.